AGCACGCACACCGCCACUAUAUUCAUUACUAUUAUUAUUAUGACUGCUUCGUCGAAGAUUCACUUCUGGAAUCGCCCCCGCUUCAUCGAGAGACUUCUUUCCUCCCCCGGCAGCGUACGCCCACGAUGCGGCCGCUGAAGUUGGCAUCGAAGCGAUUCACGGCGAAGACCGUAAACCCCUCCGCGGCGAGUCAGCUCAUCAUCGCCCAUGGCCUGCUCGGUAACGCGAUGAACUGGGCCACGGCGGCGCAACGCCUCGUCGAGCACCCGACGCUGCACGAUAAACUGCGCUGCGCGCACGCACUGGACAUGCGCAACCACGGCAGCAGCCCCCACAGCAGCAACCACACGAACGCCGCGCUGGCCUCGGACGUGGAGGCGGUCGUGCUGAGUGAACAGCAGGAGCUGCACCGUGCCUUUGCCGACCCGGCCGCCUGCUCCACGCACAAUUCGAUCUUGAUUGGCCACAGCAUGGGUGGCUUAGCGGUGGCAGGGACGCUGCUGCGGCGCGCCAACGAAGAUCGUCUCCUUCCGCAGAGCGCGGACGAGUACGGAGAAGAUUCGGCCUCGCGUUUUGGAUCGUGGAGUGCGGAUCGGCGCCGUGGCUGCUCAGCAGCUAUGCGCGCGGUGAACGACGAGUUCAGCUUCGCCGCCUCGCAGCCGAUUGCGGAUGUGCUGUACAACAACGCAGCGGCGGCGGCGGCCACGAGCGGCAUCGCGAGCCGCAUUCCGCGUCUCGGCCGCGUCUCUGGCGCCAUCAUUGUGGAUGUCACCCCGACAGUGCGGCUGGCUGAUCGGCGCAGCUCCGCCGACAACGUUCCCGCAACGCUGCAGUGCAUGACCGCGGUCGACCUCAGCGCCAUCCACAGCUACGAAGACGCGCACAAGGAACUGGCCCGCGUCGGCAUGACGGACAAGGCGAUGCGCGACUUUGUGGCAACGAAUAUCGUGCUGAGCCGGGGUGACAAGUCGCAGCCAGCGCACUGGAAGUGCAACUUGCCGGUGCUGGCCGGAGACUAUGGCAGCUUCCAGCCGACCAUAACAGCGUGGUACACGGCGGCGGCAAAGGCGGCGGACGCGCACUCUGCCGUGCUCACGCCCCGUCGGUGCCCGCUGCCCGUCUUGUUUGUCUUUGGGGAGAAGUCGCCGUACAACGAGCCGGAGCACCGACGGCAGAUAUCGACCUUCUUCUCCAACGCCACGCAGGUGGUGGUGGAGGGGGCUGGUCACUUCGUGCACUAUGAAAAGACGAAGGAGUUUGUGGAGGCCGUGGCGCCGUUUAUUGCCUCUCUUACCGCGCACCCCUAA
This is a messenger RNA of Leptomonas pyrrhocoris, 1307 nucleotides long. RefSeq lists its product as hypothetical. NCBI's taxonomy places the organism in Eukaryota, Euglenozoa, Kinetoplastea, Trypanosomatida, Trypanosomatidae. The record is from RefSeq and is a predicted model, not a curated record. The transcript has a single exon. The coding region runs from base 126 to 1307 and encodes 393 amino acids.